UUGAAUGAAUUCGUGGCGCCUCUGAUGCGAUCUUUACCUCAAGACAGUCCGUUGUUUAGGUCGUUCAAAGAUAAUACAGUGAAAAAGGCAAUAAACGAAAGAAUAUCUGAAUUGCACCCAUACCUACAAGAUAAUGAUCGUAACGUGUUUGAUGAAGAUAAUUUUCUGUUAGAGGGCAACGAUGAAACAGCCAUCAUAGAAUUUCUACCGAAGACGGACAUGACAAAUAACGACACAAACUAUAAUCUGCUUAAGAAUAAUAUAAAGAAAUAUAAAAAAAUAAGAGAGAAAAUCAAAAAAAGUUUAACGGAUGAAUCAGUGUCUGAGAAAACGAAAACUUUUGUUCUUAAAACGUUGGAUGAUCUGAGUAAAGAUUUAAUACAUGGGCGUUGUAGCGGUCAGAGUAUGCGGUCACAGAAAAACAGUGAACCAUAUUUGAUAGCUAACAAAUGGAAUGAAGGAUGGCGUCAUAUUAAAAACAGUAUCUUCAGUUUCCUUUCAAGUAAUUUUAGAAAAAGUAGCGACAUACCAAAAUAUAUUGACAAUCUUCACAUGCUCCUAAAAAAAAUAUCAAAGGAUGCCGAUUUAAUUUCUAAGAAAUACAAAAUACAAUGCGAAUUCAUUCCAAAAAUAUCCUAUCUGAGCACAGAAAGUUCAAACCCUUUGAGACUUAAUUGGGACUCGACGGAUUUAGAAGAAGAUCGCUGCCAAAGAACCAUCAUAUGUUCUAACGAAUUGAAAGAUUUUAUGUUCAAAUUCUAUCAAACCCUGAACGAUACAACAGUUAGCGUAUUAAAAAAUUACGAAGAAAUGUACACUAGAGAAGUUAGCGCAGAUGAUGCUAGGGAAAAGCAAACAAUUAUACAUUUGCUCGCCCGUGCUAGCGACGACGUCAAAACCGCCGUCAAAGACGUGUAUUUGAAAGAAAUAAGAAAAUUCAAACUACACGAGAGUAAAAACCACGAAGCGAACAUCAAUUUGAUAACUGAAUUCAUAAAGAAAAAUGUCGAAAACGUAAAGGAGAAAAUACGAAAGAUGUUAAGAGCGAGGCUGAGUAACAUAAGAGAUAAAGUUGCUUUGGUCAUACAAGAUGAUGUGAAGGUAAAUUUAGACGUUGAUCUGGGAAACCUGGAACAAGAGUUCACGAAACGCAUCUGUGCAGCGUUCAGACUUUGCAACGGCCAAUAUGCAGGCAGGCGGCAAAACGAAGAACCGAAGAUCGACAAAAAUAAUGUCCUCGUGCAGGUUCAACUUAGUUUGGACAGUGAUCCUGAAUUUAGACGUUUCUUAAACAAUGGAACAGAUGAUAAAAGUGCGACGGUCACGACAUAUUCAUCCAAUGUUAACAUUACCAGAACUACCACUUUUAGUUCAACGAUGCAAAAUUAA
Danaus chrysippus (African queen) is the source of this 1389-nucleotide messenger RNA. Lineage: Eukaryota; Metazoa; Arthropoda; Insecta; Lepidoptera; Nymphalidae. The record is from the annotation of a GenBank genome assembly.